This is a messenger RNA of Leucoraja erinaceus (little skate), 9168 nucleotides long. RefSeq names its product FH1/FH2 domain-containing protein 3-like. The record is from RefSeq and is a predicted model, not a curated record. The transcript has 30 exons. Gene Ontology annotation, molecular function: actin filament binding. Gene Ontology annotation, cellular component: cytoskeleton; cytoplasm. Lineage: Eukaryota; Metazoa; Chordata; Chondrichthyes; Rajiformes; Rajidae. Bases 819 to 5870 code for a protein of 1683 amino acids. Gene Ontology annotation, biological process: sarcomere organization; cortical actin cytoskeleton organization; cardiac myofibril assembly.
AACUUGAAUGGUAAAUUCACGGUAAAUGCAAUAACUGCAAUAUGUGUUCCUGAAACACUUUCAAUCCAAUUACACCUGCUGAAUAUUUUUUUCAUAAACCCGUUCUGUCGAUUAUUUGAUGCAGAGUUAAAAUAAAACUUGUUGGAUGAGAGACGAGAGAAACUGCAGAUGCUGGAAUUGGGUUAUUUUCAGCAUGUUGAUUGUUAGAAUAAAUUAAAUUCGGGUGCUGAAGUGGCAGCAACGACGAAAGGCAAACCAGCAUUAGUAAGUGAGGAUCAGGAGAGAUGGCUGAUCGUCUGAAAUCAGUAAAUCAGUUCCUGCUUUUUUCCCCCACCCCACAUCCCUUGAUUCAUUCAGCCCCAAGAGCUAGAUGUAACUCCCUCUUGAAGAAUGAUUGACUGCGAAUGGUUCCGUGCAGACGCUCUAGCCGUGGCUGGCAACCUCUGAGCUACAGCCUCCUGAGACUCGCAGAGUUGAACAGCUGGGGGGCGCUGGGUGGCCGGUGUUCUCGCUCGGACUGGCGGCGCGGAAGCUGCUCGCUGUCUGCUCUCCUGCGGAGAAGGGCUGAUGGAUGGAUUGAUGGAAGGAAGGAGGGGGGAGUUCCUCGCCGUUCUCUAGCCAGCCUCGGGAUUAGCCGAAUUCCAGCGGCUGCGGCAGGAGCCGAGUACUCGAGUGACCGCUCUGCAUUGCCCUGGCUGGGCUGAGCUGAGCUGAGCGGGCUAAUCCCCAGCACGGAACCAGGCGGCUCACUCAUCUCUCUUUCCCCUUCACCACCCCCAUUUCUCUAAAACAUUUCUGCCUCUGUUUAUGGACCGGCCAUGGCCACCUUGGUCUGCAGGGUCCAGUUCCUCGAUGACACCGAUCCGUUCAAUAGCACCAACUUCCCGGAGCCCACCCGCCCCCCGCUCUACACUUUCCGACUGGACAUCUCGCUUAUCAAUCAGAUCGCGGGGCUGCACCGACUUCUCCAGGCGCCGCACAAGCUUGAUGAUUGUGCGUUGCAGUUGUCUCCCAAUGGCACCUACCUGGAUCUGGAGUCUAACCUGGCUGAACAGAAAGAUGAAUUGGAAGGCUUCUUGGAUGAUCCAGGGAGGGGAAAGAAACACAGCAUGAUCUUACGCACACAGCUCUCGGUUCGAGUUCAUGCCUGCAUCGAAAAACUCUACAACUCCUGUGGCCGGGAACUCAGAAGAGCACUUUUUUCACUCAAGCAGAUAUUCCAGGACGACAAGGAUUUGGUCCACGAGUUUGUCGUUGCUGAGGGUCUGACAUGUUUGAUAAAAGUGGGAGCAGAAGCAGACCAGAACUACCAGAAUUACAUCCUGAGAGCCCUUGGCCAGAUUAUGCUUUAUGUGGAUGGAAUGAAUGGGGUGAUUGGCCACAAUGAAAGCAUCCAAUGGUUGUAUACGCUCAUAGGCUCAAAGUUCCGACUGGUGGUGAAAACAGCCCUGAAGUUGUUGCUGGUGUUUGUGGAGUACACAGAGUCGAACGCACCACUGUUCAUCCAGGCAGUCACCACAGUGGACCACAAGAGGGGUGUGAGGCCUUGGUCAAAUGUCAUGGAAAUACUGGAAGAAAAGGAUGGGGUUGACACAGAGCUUCUCGUUUACACAAUGACUUUGAUCAAUAAGACAUUGGCAGGAUUGCCUGAUCAAGAUUCCUUCUAUGAUGUAGUGGACUGUCUGGAAGAACAAGGGAUGGAAGCUAUUUCACAGAGACACUUGAACAAAAAAGGAACGGACUUGGACUUGGUGGAACAAUUCAAUAUUUAUGAGAUGACUCUAAAACAUGAAGAUGGAGAUGAAGAUGUUAGCAUAAGUGGUCGCAAAGACAGACGGAGAUCAAGCCUUGGUACGAAUGAACGACGUGGCUUAGAACGGCGGAGAAGUCGAAGGCAUUCUAUCCAGAAUAUCAAGACCUCAUUGUCUGGUUCUGCCAGCCCAAGCAGUCCAUUGCCUGGCCAAUUAAGUCCAAAUUUCCUUUCACCCAAUGGCCAGAGGCUUGAAGACCUCAAUGAAAACAACUGUGUAGUUCAGCACCAAAUGACCGACCAGGCUGAUGAAGCAAGCGACACUGAGGAUGUAUUUGGGGCAAUUCACACACCGCCUAGUGCAGUUGAGGAAUACAAGGAGGAGGAGGAGGAGGAGGAGACUGAAGAAGAGCAGCCAGUUACUGAACCUAAUUCUGAGGAUGAGGGGGAACAAGACCCCUAUUUUCAGGGUCAGGAAAGUGGGUUGAAGCCAGAUGCAGCAAAUGAACAAGCAGACAGUAGCCUCCAGAGUACAAAAUAUGUAGCAAGCUUUAUUCCGGUGCCUGAAGAGAGAGGAUCAUCUUCCAGCUGCUUCCAGUCUUCUGAAACGAGCAGCCCUUCGGCCACCUCUCCUCCUCAGUCACCUGGUUCUCCAGGUGGUUGCCAGCAUCCUCUGCAGCUAUCAUCAUUGCCAUCAUCAUCGUCAUCCAUUGUCAUCCCUCUUUCACCAGACGCUUUGCCAAGCAGCCCUGAAGAUUCCACCGCAAAUAUUAACCAAGCUGUCUCUCCCACCGUUGAGAAGUUGCCAUAUCUUCCUCAUUCACCUUUCCAUCUGUUCUCAUACGAUCUGAGUGACAUUCCUUCAAGAGUCAAAGAAAAGGAAGCAGAAAUGUGGCAAAACAGUCAGUCAGAAUCUUCCUACACGAGCAAAUGCACUGACUCUUUUGAACCUUAUUCAUCCAGGUCUUCAAAUAGAUACAGCAGCCAUGGCAGCAGUGCCUACUCAGGAUCUCGACUAUACUCUGGGCCCAAUGCACCCACCAGCUCCAGCUUUCACUGCAAGACAUCCAUCUCACCUGCUCCUGAAGCAAAAUCUGAGAGGCCAGCACUGGGAGGUCUUUUAUCGUCCUCGUAUCGACAACACCAGGAAUCAUUGGCAGCUGAGCGGGAGAAACGGCGCCAGGAGAGGGAGGAAAGGUUACAGCGGAUAGAACGCGAAGAAAGAAACCGAUUCAAUCGGGGGUAUAUCGAAAAACGAGAAGAGCAGAGACUGGCACGAGAAGAAAGAUACAAGUACCUGGAGAAAUUAGCAGCCGAGGAAUAUGAGAAGGAGUCCAGGAAUCGGGUGCCGCGAGCACGCAGUGACCUUUCCCUCAGCCUGAGUUCGUCUCCUGCCCCAUGCUGUGCGACACCCCCUCCAGGGUCUUGGCAAGAGCAGAAGUCCCCAUCCACGCAUUGUGAACUGCCUCAGCCGAUAGAACUCCCUGCAAGUGAGCCAGAGCAGGAGCAGGAGCCCGAGCCUGUGUCAGAGCCCGUAGCAGAACCUGAACAACAAGCCGAGGUGGUCAGCGAGGGAAGACUUGCGGACCUGGGACCGGAGCUGGAGAGAGAACAGAGAGCUGACCGAGAGACAGAAGAAAAUGUAGCACUGAGUGAGAAGGAGAGGCAGAACGACGAGCUGAACGAGAAAGAUAACUGUUCGGCAUCCAGCAUCUCCUCUGCCAGCAGCACUUUAGAAAGAGAAGAAAGGGAAGACAAAGUAACCAGUGACAAUGAAACUGGUAAAUGGACGCAAAGCAUUAAGGAUGUCAAUGUAAAUGAUCAGAGCAGCACUAUUCUCAACAACAAACGGUUCAUGUUGGACAUGUUGUAUGCGCAGAACAAAAGUGGAGAUGAUGAUGAGGAGAAACAGCCUGGGAAGAACGAGGAGGAGAAACAAGAAUCGCUUGCGAGUCUGGCCAGUCGGAUCUCCAUCCUACAGGCCAACAAGCAGGCCCAUGAGGACAACGUGAAGAAAAUGGAGAUUGACAAUUUAGAGAACCAAGGGAGUGUGAAAGCUUUUGCUAAUAAGUUUAACAGCGGGGAGCUGAGCAAAGGACUUGCUUUAUCUGACUGUGAAACAACCACUAAGACCAUGGACAAAGUGGCUGCACCACCCAAAAAGGAGUCUGAUUAUAUCUGGGAUCAACUAUUGGCCAAUCCACGGGAACUAAAAAUCAAAGACAUAGACUUCACAGAUCUGGAAGAGGAGGAUGAUGUGGAUGUGUUAGACAUGGACACUCUGCUUAGCUCUGGAGACUCGAUUCUUCCUCCACCACCACCCCCACCUUUUUUCAUGGGCUUGCCCCUCCCUCCUCCACCCCCUUCACUGCAUUGCCCACCGCCGCUUCCAGUACCUGGCAUGGGGGUGCCCCCACCUCCACCCAUGGGUAUGUAUCAACAGUUUGGGCCGCACCACCCAUCCAGGGGUGAGCCAAUGUUCAUGAAGAAAAAGAAAACCAUCAGGCUGUUCUGGAAUGAAGUCCGACCAAUUGACUGGCAGUUCAAAAAACACAGACGGUGCAAGGACCCACUUUGGACCCUACUGGAGCCUGUGAAAGUGGACAUAGCCAAGCUGGAACAUCUCUUUGAAACUAAAUCCAAAGAGCUGCCAGUCACCAAGAAAACUGCUGCAGAUGGGAAGAGGCAGGAAGUGAUUGUGUUAGACUCAAAGAGGAGUAAUGCCAUUAACAUUGGAAUGACCGUAUUACCUCCUCCAAGAACAAUCAAGACUGCAAUUCUUAACUUUGAUGAAUAUGCCUUGAACAAGGAAGGAAUAGAGAAAAUCUUGACCAUGAUUCCUACUGAAGAAGAAAAACAGAAGAUCCAAGAGGCCCAGCUGUUGAAUCCUGACAUUCCCUUGGGCUCUGCAGAACAGUUUCUUCUAACCUUGUCUUCCAUUAGUGAACUCUCAGCGAGACUACAGCUCUGGGCCUUCAAACUUGACCAUGAAACAGUGGAGAAGGAAGUUGCAGAGCCUCUACAGGAUUUGAAAGAAGGAAUGGACCAGUUAGAGAAAAAUAAAACUUUAAGAUACAUCCUGGGUACAUUACUGGCAAUAGGGAACUUCUUAAAUGCAUCAAAUGCCAAAGGGUUUGAGCUGGGGUACUUGGAGAAAGUUCCAGAGGUGAAGGACACGGUACAUAAACAAUCUCUUCUUCAUCACAUUGCAACCAUCGUGGUGGAAACAUUUCCAGAUAGUUCCGACCUAUACUCUGAGAUUGGGGCCAUCACAAGGUCAGCCAAGGUUGACUUUGAUCAGCUUCAAGAAAACCUUUGUCAAUUGGAGAGGAGAUGCAAAGCUUCAUGGGAUCAUUUAAAGGCAAUCGCAAAGCAUGAAAUGAAGCCCUCCCUGAAGCAGAAGAUGUCUGAAUCCCUGAAGGACUGUGCCGAGAGGAUCAUCAUUUUAAAAAUCGUUCACAGAAGAAUAAUAAACAGAUUCCAUGCCUUUCUGCUCUUCAUGGGACAUCCCGCGCAUGCAAUCCGAGACGUGAACAUCCACAAGUUCUGUAAGAUUAUCAGCGAGUUCGCUCUCGAAUAUCGAACCACCAGGGAGCGGGUGCUUCAGCAAAAGCAGAAACGAGCCAAUCACAGAGAGAGAAACAAGACCAGAGGCAAAAUGAUUACAGAUACGGAUGAAGAUGAUGAUGUUGAGACAGGGAAGUUCUCCAGCAACACGGCAACUGUCUCAAGUGAUAUCCAGCCACAGGGACUAGACUAUGCAGAAGAGGCAGCGGAACAUGAAAAUAUGAAAGCGGUUCUUAAAAUGUCUCUAUCAAGUGGAGAAGUUACUGCUGGAGUCCCAGGUGUGCGAACCCGAACGAGAGCAAGCAGAGGCCGUGUUGGCUCGUGGGCUCCAGGGAAUGACGAUUCCCCAAAUGCCACAGACGACGCUGCAGAUGAAAUCAUGGAUCGGAUUGUAAAGUCAGCGACUCAAGUGCCAAACCAGCGAGCCGUGCCUAGAGAGCGGAAGCGAUCUCGUGCAAACAGGAAGUCUCUAAGAAGAACAUUAAAGAAUGGCUUGACACCUGAAGAGGCCAAAGCACUUGGUCUGGUCAGCACUUCUGAGAUGCAAUUGUGAAAUUAAUUGAGCAUGAACUGCGACAGAAAACAUCACUAGCACCUGAGCAAGGCACUGCUAGAAAAUCCAACUGCCGACCAUUUGCUGCUCAUGGUAUCCAGUCAUCACCCAGCUCCAUUCAUCAUAUGCUGCGUAUGAGAAACGAGAGCUGCUAGAAAGAGAUGGCACAUUUGGCACUAAAUUUCUGACAGCUUUUUUUAAAAAACAAAAUAAAUCAGGAUUGUUCAGAAAUAUUUAUACCUAGGUAAAAGUAUGCCUUUUAAAACCAAAACUGAAUUGAUUAGAAGACUUUAAUGGGUAAGCUGUUGUAUGUGAUAUGUUUACAUUGGCUUUACUUGUAACGUAUUUGUGCGGCAGUAACGUGCACCAUUUCUGUGUAAAUGCCAGGCCUUAAAGAGACAGUCUGCUGAUGUUGGCUUGCCACAAUCCCGGCUGCCUGUCAGGAGGUGUAGGAAGGAACUUCAGAUGCUGGUUUAAAGCAAAGAUAGACACAAAGAGCGAGCGUAACUCAGCGCGACAGGCAUCAUCUCUGGAGAGAAGGAAUGGGUGGCGUUUCAGGUCGAGACUUCUCCUGUCUGAAGAAGGGUCUCGACCCGAAGCGUCACCCAUUCCUUCUUUCCAGCGGUGCUUCCUGUCCCGCUGAGUUACUCCAGCUUUUUGUGUCUAUCUGCCUAUCAGGAUUUUCAUCUGACUGCUGACCAACCUGAAUCCAAAGGAAAGGAUUUAAUACAACCUGACAAGUAAUCGUUCAAUUCUAAAAAAAAAAAAAGCACUAUGUUUGUGGUCCUCUUUGAUAAUGGUAUUAUUUUCUCUGGAGUAUCAGUGUCGUUCAGUGUUUCUAAAAGUACGUUCUAACUGUUAUAGAAUGCUGGACUAGUUGGGACAGUAAAGGUUCCCAAACAGGCAUCAUCACAGUAUUGAUUCAGUUGAUUUAAUUAUUACAGGCUUAAAGGGGAUUGUAUUUGUAAAGGUGAAAUUGCCUUUUUUAAACAAUAAAUACUGCAAUUAUUUCUAAAAUUAGGAUUGCAGUAAUAUUAUUUUUGACCAGCUCCUUCCUGUCAGUGCUGGUAAGGUAAUUGUUUUUGUCGAUUAAUUGAUUAUGUUCAUUAUGAUGGCAAUGGAAUGCAUUGGUGCCAUAAGAGAUAAAGAUCCAAGUGGGAUCUCUGCACAAUGUCUUGGUACAUUAGCUGGUGACCAGAGCUUAGGCCAAAUUUCAGGGACUCACCCCAGCUAAACCUCCAGUUUUAAUGGAGGUGUGAUAAAGAUGGGUGGCCAACCAAUGCACGCACCAAAGGUGAACAGAUAUGUAAACAUUGUCAUAAGGCUGUCAACCUUCACUUAGGAGACUCAGUUUUAGGAAUAAUCAGCUAGCUUAUUCUCGAUCUGGGGAAACUCAGCAGGUGAAAGGAAAGAGGGCUAAAGUCAUACCAUAAUUGCUAUUACAGCAGCUUGCAGACAAACGGAUUACAGAUAUAUCAAGCUAACCAAUAAUAAUUCUAUCCUCAUUUCUGGCUCAUUCACCCUCAAACUCCAGGAAAGGCUUUCUCUGCCUCCGGAGCAUAAAACUGUAAUGAAUUUAUCUUCAAGCCCAUCUUGAGAACUGCUUGACAACCAGGAAAAUUGUACGUCCAAGUUUCCUAACCCAAAUAAAGAUAAACUCCAAUGCCAUGGCGAUUUAGAACAGCUACAAUCCAGAAAAAAAUCCUAGUUUGUUCUAACAGGAUGCUCCAAGUACCAUCAACUUUCUUUCAAUGAUCAAAUAAGAAUUCUACAUUUAUAUUACAAUAACUGUUGUAUUCUACUCUCCUUUUGAGCUGCAUAUUUUUUUUUAUCAGAACUGUCCUAUGGAUUUUGAAAGAUUUGUUUCUCAUCUUGGCAAUAUAAAACCAUUUCGAUUUUCAUAUUUGAUAUUUUACCAUUAGUGUUGCCUGAUUUAAAGAGCAGAGGUUGUUGAAAAUAAUUGAUGCACUGAGAGUCUUUUUCCAUUUGGCUUCUUAUUUUCAUAUUUUAUAAAUUAAUACAAAGUAAUUCAUCAUAAUUAUUCUUUUUCCAGGUUACUUGGUCUUAACAUAAUGGUUGUCCUGGUGUUGGUAAAACCUGUGCUCAAUAAAUCAGUCAGUAUUAUGAUUGGCUUUUACCACACUCUUCUUUAACAAGAACCCAUAGCUGCUACCAGAUAACAUCCCAAACGCUAGGUAAUGAUUUCCAUUCAGUAGAUUAAUCUAGCCUUGGCCUGCAACACAGCAACUGUCUCUUUAACUUGGAGUACAUAAGGUGACUGCAUUACAUUGGCAGCAUGAGCAUUGGAUUCUUCUAAGGUUACGUACUCCGUAAUGAACCUUCCUGGUGUGGGUGGAAAAAGCUGGAUUUAUUGUUUUUUUUUCCAAAAAGCGAUCGAGAAAGAAACACUCAAAAUGUAAUCCUUUCCAACCUGAAGCCAGGCUUCCCUGCAAACUCUGCACUUUUACUGGAUAUAGUGAAGCAUAUGAUCAGGCUGCAUAGGUUUUUUUUCAAAGGUUUGCUGGACCUUGCGAUACCAUGGCAAGGACAUAUGCAAACUUUUAAACACUGAAGCUACACCAGAAGUAGUCAAUUGCCACUUGUGGUCAAAGGAGAAAGAAAAACUUACACCAAUUUUCUCUUAAUUGGAAAAUAACUUCAGAAAUAUUAACACCGUUUUAUAUUGAUAAGGGGGGAAUUGUAAAGAAAAUAGCAGUUUUUAAAGUCUUGUAAAGUAGAAUGGGCAAGUUUUUAAGAACAAAAAUAAAGAAGGAUAAUGCUGUACAGUUGUGUAAAUGUCACUCUCCAUGAUGUUUCUGUGUAGUAUAGUGUAAGAUAAAUCAGACACACUGGUGGCAGUGUUAUUCUGUGAAUUGUAAUUUAAAGAAAGCCAUGCAUGGUCAUUUAUUUACUUCAUGAAUCGCUCAUAAUAGAUAAGGGAGUUUGUUACAUGUUACAUUUGUGUGUGAAAUUGCAUUUGUCUUGUGUUUUUACUCUAAGGACUUGAAACUACUGUUGUGGAACACUUCACUCUACAGAUAACAUAUAUUCCACUUUAGGAUGCCAUGUUGCCACAUUAAUUAAUGCCAGUGAGAAGGAGCACCAGUCCACCUGAUCCUCCCUCUCUAUCCAUGCACCUCUCUCCAUUAAGUACUGCAAUAUCCUUGGGUGCCAUUCAAAGUAAUGAUAUGAAACUGGCUACCAAAACCCAUAUUUUAACUCUCACCAUAACUCAAUUCAACAGCUUGCAGCAACAGUACUGUGUACAAACAUAUUGCAAUAAAGCUUUAUGAAGCAG